Molecule: messenger RNA, 1977 nt
Organism: Vigna radiata var. radiata (mung bean)
Lineage: Eukaryota; Viridiplantae; Streptophyta; Magnoliopsida; Fabales; Fabaceae
Product: EP1-like glycoprotein 4
Exons: 2
Coding region: 234-1640 (468 amino acids)
Source: RefSeq, a predicted model, not a curated record
CCACCACAUGGUGGAUUUAUCUGUACUAAUUGUUUAAGGCAAGGAGCAAUAUGAAAGAUGAAAUCCUUUUUGGAAGUGGGAGGUGUGAGGUGGGUCUUGCAGAGUUUCAGUAAUCAUGCUAACCUUUUCCUUCACUCCCUCUCAUCAAUUCUGGCAUCAACACGCCACCACACUCCAAACCCACCUCCCAAAACAAUAAAAAACUAUACCCGAAAGUGAAAAAGGAAAACUUGAUGCUGUUUUCACUCAUGAAGCUUUUCCCUUUCCUUCUUCUCCUCCCUGUUUUCUUCUACAAUUAUGCUUUUUCUGAGUCUGGUGUUGGUGUUGGCUACCAGCUCAUGGUGGCAGUUCCUGUGGAGUAUGAAAUGGACUUCAAAGGGAGGGCUUUUCUCGUGGAGACCAAUCAGACAGCACCAAAUUUCAGAGUAGCAUUGAGCAUUGAGGCCAUCAAUGGGAAAUACUCAUGCUCAUUGGAAGUUUUCCUUGGGAAUGUGAAAGUUUGGGAUUCUGGCCAUUACUCCAGGUUUUACAUCACUGAGAAAUGCUUGCUAGAGCUCACUAUGGAUGGAGAUUUAAGACUGAAAGGUCCAAAAGACAGAGUGGGAUGGAAGACUGGGACUUCUGGACAGGGGGUCAAGAGAUUGCAGAUACUGAGAUCAGGCAACCUAGUGCUUGUAGAUGCAGGAAACAAUAUAAAGUGGCAAAGUUUCAAUUUUCCAACGGAUGUUAUGCUCUGGGGUCAGCAACUUGAUAUAGCAACUCGAUUAACAUCUGCCCAAAGCAACUCAAGUUUGUUCUACUACUCUUUUGAAAUUGAGGACAAGAAGGUUGCUAUGUAUUUGAACUAUGGUAAGUUGAGGUAUUCCUACUGGGGUUUUCAGCCUUCCAUGAAUAGAAGUAUUACAUAUGUUAAGCUGAGUUCAAGAGGGCUGGUGUUGUUUGAUGUCAAGUACAAGAAAAUAGCACAGAUUCCAUCAAAAGGGGUUCAACCGCUAAGAUUUCUAGCACUGAACAAUGAUACAGGAAACUUUGGACUCUAUUACUAUUCACCUGAGAAAGGUAAGUUUGAGGCAUCUUUUCAAGCACUCAACAGCACAUGUGAUCUUCCAAUUUCUUGUAGACCUUAUGGGGUAUGUACAUUCUCCAAUUCCUGUUAUUGUAUUCAGCUUUUGACAAAUGAAAACAAGGGUGGUGCUGAUUGCAGUGGGCAAAUUUCAGGAGGGUUUUGCAAUGGCAAGGAGGCAGAAAUGCUAGAACUUGAUAACAUAAGUAGUGUGCUUAAAAAUGUAACUAAAAUGGUGAAUAUUAGCAAAAAAGAAUGUGCAGAUUUGUGCUUACAGGACUGUAAAUGUGCUGCUGCUUUAUAUUUUAGAAACGCAAGCACAGAUACAGCAGAAUGUUAUCUUUACAGACUGGUGCUGGGUCUGAAACAAGUAGAUAAAGGCACUGGAUUUAACUACAUGGUUAAGGUCCCAAAGGGAACUGGUAAAAAUCAUGAGAGGCAUAACGUGAAAAGAUGGGUGUUGGUUGUGGCUGGAGGGGUUGAUGGAUUCAUUAUUCUACUUCUUGUUGGAGGGUUUGGUUACUGGUUAGUUAGAAGAAGAACUCAUACCUUGCAUUCUCAGACCAGCACUACGUAGCUGUUGAGCAAAGCAUGGCCCAGGUUUUAUUUCUCAGUUCAAUUGUGAAAAAACAAAAACAAAACACAAGUAGAGAAAAAUCAUUCAUUGAAACAUGUAAACACAAUUUUGGUUGAUUUCAGGAGAAUGACAUGACAGAUUAUCCAAGUAAAUUGGAUUUUUUUUUUUUUUAUGAGGAGGACAAAAUGUUGCAUAUUUGCAGCAUAGAGAAAAUUUGUUUUUCAAUGAUGGAGAAAUAGAAAUGUAAACUUUUGGAACCUCAAUUUUUAUAGUCCAAAUACUAGUUUGGCUUCUCCAUGAAUCUUGACAAUGGAUUUUCUGACCAGUUGAUUAUCUU